Molecule: messenger RNA, 1312 nt
Organism: Diachasma alloeum
Lineage: Eukaryota; Metazoa; Arthropoda; Insecta; Hymenoptera; Braconidae
Exons: 3
Coding region: 710-1312 (200 amino acids)
Source: RefSeq, a predicted model, not a curated record
UUGCCGCUUUUCCCGCACAGGGGGUAGUUUGCCAAGUUAAUCCGAUUUUCACUAAAGUGAAAAAUGUCAGACAGUUAAUUGUCUUCGAGUUUCAGUCACGGGUAGCUUUAUUGCCUGGACUGUCCACUCGCAGAUAAUGGCUCACCUGAUUUUCCCUAUCCCUUUUAAAAUAAACAAAUUCCGAAUACUAAAUUCAUUCGGCAUUCGUUAAAAUUGUUACGAUAAUUUUGCCGAGACGACGAGUGAUCACCGACGGCUAAAAUACUGCUGUCUCCACUCAGAACCCCACAAGAAUUAUCAUAACGAUUCAGAAUGACUGACGAUAGAGCUCUAGUCGAUUGUUUCUGCAGCCGACGCGUGAAAUCCUUAAAAUAAUAAAUAAAUUCUAUUCCGUUCAAGUGUUCAGUAUUGAAUCAGUGAUCGAGAGUAUAUAUUUUAAAGAACUGUAUCCAGUGAAUUUCUAUAUUUUAUUUGAGAGUUUUAUUCGAAUAUUUCGUACGAGAAUCUUCGUUCCUGACCACCUGUGGAUUCAAAGGCGCUUUCGUUGUUUCGGCCUAGAGAAGGACGAUAAUCCGAGUGCAGAGCAGGAAUAUCUUCCUCCGAAGCAUCCAGGAAAAGUGGAACCUUGGCGGAUUGCCACAAACGAGAGAAAGCGCUCCCAGAUCACGGUAGCGGUUUUCUAUCCGAAGCCACCGAGAAUCUCGAAGCGAUGGAAUCCACAGGAGUUGCACAUAAAUCAUCAAAGAAGAGUUCAGCGCUGACAGGUGAACAAAGAUCCAAAGAUCUGGUGAACGAGCUUUACAAGGAAGGCCACGCAGCUGAUGUUCACGAUCAAAGCCUGCUCGCACCUUCAACUAGUGGGCAGUCGGUCCGCUUACGUAAAAAAUUGAUUGAACCAAAAGACAGUAUACCCCAAAAGCGUGAUAAUGAACCGGAUGAUGAACUGAGAGAAUUAGAACCUGGAUUAACGCCGAAGAAGAAGUGCAGAAUUUGCUCAAAUUCUUGCCUUGACUGCGCUGCCAAGGAAGAAGCUAACGAACUUUAUCAGCGAAAAGUACUGAGACUCCUUCGUAGAAUUCUUGGACAAUUGAGCAUCGCUACGGACGGUCCCCCUGUUGCCGUCGAGCCUCUAAAAUUAGGUGAUUUCAAGUUACCACUCAAGACUCUGAAGGCUAUUAUGAGACUGAAGGCUUUAAUCACCGUUGAGAUGGUCCAGAAAUUGGGAAGCAGUCACAGCAUAACGUUAUUUCCUUCUACUCAAAAAACGCAAAUUUGUCAAUUUUUGGCGAUCCAAAUUGGAAAAGGGAAGUAA